GGAAAUAUCUUACCCUAAUCUCACUAUUUUUGUUUUCAAGUUCUGAGGUGAAAGUCCAAAUAAAAAACCCUAAUUCAUGGCAGGGAUGUACGGCCAAGACGCCGGAGACGGCUAUGGAGGAAGUGGUGGAGGUGGAUAUGGUGGUGGCGGCGGAGGUGGAGGCUAUGGAGGCGGUGGACCUGGAGGAUAUGGAGGCGGGGGUGGAGGUUAUGGAGGAAAGGGCGGUGAUAGUGGUUACGGCGGCGGAGGCAGCCGUGGAGGCGGCGGUCGAGGUGGUGGAGGUUAUGGCGGUGGUGGACGAGGGGGUGGAGGAGGAGGAUAUCAAGGAGAUCGCGGAGGUAGAGGCGGUGGGGGCCGAGGCGGUCGCAGUGGGAGCGGCCGAGAUGGCGAUUGGGUUUGUCCUAAUCAAAGUUGUGCAAAUGUAAACUUUGCUAGAAGAGUUGAGUGUAACAAGUGUGGUGCUCCCUCCCCUGCUGGAGCUGGUGGUGACCGUGGGGGCGGUGGUGGUGGUGAUCGUGGGGGUGGUGAUCGUGGGAGUGGUGGUUACAGUAGAGGAGGGAGUGGUGGCGGAUAUGGUGGAAGUCGUGGUGGCAGAGGUGGGGGUUACGAUGGGGGUAGAAAUGCUAAUUACGAUGGAGGUAGAAGUGGUAGUUACGAAGGGGGUAAAGGGAGUAGUUAUGAUGGUAGUAGAGGUGGAGGCAGUAGAGGGGGUUCCUAUGGUGGUAGCCAAGGCAGAGAAGAUAGUGGAUUUAACCAGGCUCCUCCUGCCGCGCCCCCAUCUUAUGGUGGAAGUGGGGCAGGUGGGAAUUAUCCUCCAUCCUAUAAUAGUUAUGGGGGAAAUGCCAAUUAUGGAACUGAUGCUGUUCCUCCUCCAACAAGCUAUACUGGUGGACCUGCCUCAUAUCCUCCAUCUUAUGGUGGUAGUGCCGGUGGUUAUGGUGGUGAUAGUUUAGGCGAUGCAAGGGGUGGUGGCCGUGGUCCUUCAGGUGGUCACAAUGGUGGUGGUGGGUAUGGUGGUGCUGGUAAUCGUGGUGGUUAUGGCUCUGCUCCUGCAGAAACCCCGGCCAAGGUGAAACAGUGUGAUGACAACUGUGGGGAUACUUGUGACAAUUCUAGAAUAUACAUCUCAAAUUUGCCGCCUGAUGUUACAAUUGAAGAACUCAGAGAACUUUUUGGGGGCAUUGGACAAGUGGGAAGGAUCAAGCAAAAACGUGGUUACAAGGAUCAGUGGCCUUGGAACAUCAAAAUCUACACAGAUGAUGCGGGAAACAACAAAGGAGAUGCUUGUUUGGCCUACGAGGAUCCAUCUGCCGCACAUUCUGCUGGAGGCUUCUACAACAAUUAUGAUCUGAGAGGAUUUAAAAUCAGUGUUGCAAUGGCAGAGAGGUCGGCGCCAAAGCCUGCAUUUGAGCAUGGUGGUGGUGGUGGUAGAGGUGGAUAUGGGGGCGGAGACAGGCGCAGGGAUAAUUACAGAGAUGGUGGAGGUUCUGGGCCAGAUAGGCAUCAGCAUGGGGGAAAUCGCUCGCGGCCUUACUAAGGAUUAAUCCAUCCAGCAUUUUAUGUAAUGAGAAUUAUGGUCUGAGGGUUUUUAUAAUAUUUCGUUGGAGGGGUGCUUGAGCUGGAGAUUAAGAGGUAGGUUGUUCACUUGCCUCUUAGUAACCUGAUGCUCCUCUCUUACUUUAUCUGCCACUACUUGGAGGGAUUCCAAUACUAGUCAUGGGAUUGAUUUAAUUGUGUGAAUGUUUUUAUAGAGGCAAGUGGAUAAUCUCCAAAAUGCUUGCUGCUAAGGUAGGUUGAUAUUUUCAGGUGAGUGCAGCUCCUCCUUUAUCACUAUUAUUCAUACUGUUAUGUUUUAAGUCUUCCUAGGAAAUUGUUCUACUUCUGCACCAUAUGGAUUUAUUAGAGACAGACACAAGCAUGACUGUUUACAAAUUUUCAUUCAUCUGAACAUUGUUACAUGUGUUGCUGAGACAGAAACAAGCAUGUAGACAGUUAUUUUGGAUGCACGAUUGUUUACAAAUUUUCAUUCAUGGAUUUUCUGACUAAAUGAUGAAAUAUUCAACUCAUAAGUUUGGUCUUUAGGUCGCUUUAUCGUUUUGUUUUAGGACUGGCAAAACACAAAGAAAAUAUCAGCUGCUUCUUGGCUAUAGAUUUUGUUUCUUCUUUACCCUCAACACACAGAAAGGUCUCUUAUAAUCAGCUGGCUCUAGUGUUCAGAAAAUAUCAUCAACAAUGGGUUUGGUUUCAAAUUGGCAAGUGUAGUAAGAACCAGAAUUGCAAUUCUUCUGAGUAUUUUAAGAAACUUAGUACUAGAAAUUUGUACCUGGUGUGAGGUGUUUAAGGAACUAGUGUUAUGGAUGCGACUUUGCUGCCAAAUUAUUGAGGCACCCUCUGCUCUUCGCUGGCUACUUGGUGGCAUUGUGGAAGUUGCUCUCUUGAUUAUGCAAAUUACUUGUUAGGCCGUCGUUCUUCCCAUCUACAAGUAAAAAAACUUCACAUAGGACGGUCGUGUACUUGUCAAUCUUGUACUUUGUAUUAGGUUUUAUCGGUCCUCGGCGGUGUGUUUCUGUUUAGAUUGGAGUGAUUAUUGUACCAGUAACCGAUCCUCUGAACAGAUUUUAUCAAAAAAAAAAAAAAAGAAAUCGGGUCCUCUGAGCAGUCUCUGUCGUCUCAUUUAAUAAUUUUAGCCGUUUUGUUUGAUCGGGACCAGAGGUAGAGUUAUGUGUUUGAGUUGUCUUUGGCUUGCACUAAUCCAUUGGAUUCGUUUUCCUACCGAAACUUUUCAUCUUGUUUGAUCA
Messenger RNA from Cannabis sativa, 2798 nucleotides. Its product is annotated as transcription initiation factor TFIID subunit 15b. Lineage: Eukaryota; Viridiplantae; Streptophyta; Magnoliopsida; Rosales; Cannabaceae. The transcript has 6 exons. The record is from RefSeq and is a predicted model, not a curated record. Bases 77 to 1537 code for a protein of 486 amino acids. Gene Ontology annotation, molecular function: RNA binding.